AAAAUGGACUUCUCCACAAUAAUGAACGCGGCCAGUAGAAAUGAGAAAAAAGCGUCACGAGAAGUAGAUAGAAUACGAGAAGAGGUUUCAAACGAGAAAAGUGAAGCACAGCGUCAAUUGGAAGCGGAAAAACGUGCAAGACAGGAAAUGCAACGGAAAAAACUCGAAAAAGAGAAGGAAUUGGCUAAAAAACGAAAGGAACGAGAAGAAGAUGAACGGCGGAAAAAUUUCACAAUUCCAAAACGCAACGAAGGCCCUUCAUCAUCAUCUUCCUCCAAUGUCAAUUCUGCCGCUGUUCGUGCUGUUUUAGAACGACAGAGAGCAGAAAAAGAAGCUAAAGAGAAGAAACUAGACAGCGAAAAGCAAAAGUUGAUGAUGUUGAGAAUGCAAGCGAACGGUGGAAAAGCGACGAAGAAAAUGGGGAAGCAGUUUGGAUUGGAUGUUAUUUCCCUACAAACAAGAUUCGGUGGAAACAACGAGCAUUUAGAAACAUUGCAAAAGAGAAAAUGGAAAGAAGAGGAAGACCAAGAUAUGGAAGCCGAUAGAUACCGAAAUGGAGUUUAUAAAGCAUUAGCUGCCAAACAGAAAAAUGAAGGAGCUCUUCGUGCAACUGUUCAAGGGCCUCAUCGAGUAUCAACUAGCAAGUCUAAUAGUUUAGCUGGUUUGUGCUCCCGGCACGAAAGAACAAGAGACACCUUCUCACCACCAAAGGAUGGCAAGAAAGUGCCAGAACGUCGUGAACCUGUUGUCGAGAAAAAGAAAAUUCAAGCAGCUGCUCCAAUUGACUUUAGAAGUCUUAUGGCUGCAGCAAGCGAUAUUUCAGAAGGAAAAUCAGUUAAUUUAGAUCAUCUCAAGACAAAACCAGCUAAAUCUACAUUAGAUCAACAUCAAAAAACUUCUUCUACUUCGUCUAAUGGAAAUCAAAAAUCCGGACUUUCGUCUUCAGAACGUGAAAAACUACGAGAAAAGGAGAAAUUGAAAGAGAAACAAGAACGACAAAGAGAAGUGGAAAAACUUCGAAUCAAGGAAAAAGAACGAGAAAAGGCUCGAGCUGCAUCAUCUUCCUCCCAAAAAUCUUCGAAACCUUCAUCAUCUAGUCACAAUAAUGGUUCCACCUCAUCAAACGGACAUAGCGCGCCUGCGAAGAAAGAAGUACGAAAGCCAUUUCAAAAAGGACCCACUCCUCCGCCUCUGAUUCCGGUGGCAAUUCCCGGCAAGAAGUAUCUUCCUGGAGAUGUUCGAUAUAAAGAACAGCAAGCAUUAAUGAAAGCAAUUGCUGCAGCACCUGGAAGCUCACGUAAUGCACCGUCUUCUUCGAAUAGUCAGAGUAGUAAGAAUCAUAUUCAAGCUGUCCGGGAAGCAGAGCGCCAACGUGAAAAGGAACGUGAGAAGCAAAAAUCGUUGAAACGCGCUCGAGGAGAUCAAAUGAUGAAGGAAUACGAGAGAGAAAAGAAAAUACAAAAGACAUCUGAAAAGCCGGGACCAUCUUCUUCAUCACACAAACAAUCAUCAUCAUCGAGUUCCAAAAGUAAUGGAGACACCAAACGAAGUUAUGAAGCUCGUCGAAUGGCAGAACUCCGAGAGCAACAAAUGCGAGAAAAGGAACGAAAGAAGAAAAAGGCGAUGAAUAGAGAAAGAGAUUCACGUGGAGGCGGAGGAAGUUUCUACAAAGGUGGUGAUGAUUAUAGUGAUGAAGAAAUGGAUGAGGAUGAGUAUGACGACGAGGAUGACUUCAGUGAUAUGGAUGAUUUCAUUGAUGAUACCGAAAUGAAUAUGGAUGGAAUGUGCCGAAAGGAUUUCGAAGACACUUUGAGAAUGGUCAAUCGGAAAUAUGACACGGAUAAGUGGUCUCGUCGUGAGAAGACGAUAUCAGAACGAGAUAUGCACUCGAACUACCGCCGAAUUCAGUCAGAGGAGAACUUUUCGAAACGUGCAGGAUUUAUGGAAGAUAUCAAAGAAGCUUCCAAAGGACGUUCUGUUAAAUUGUAGAUUUUCGCUUUCAAUAGUAUUUUUCUAGUUUGCUUCCUUUUUUCUUGAAAUUUUCUCCAUUAUUUAUUUAUUUAUUUGUUUUCUAAGUCAACCUUCUCACCCCAUUUCCCGUCUUUUUUCGAGUUUGUGAUACAUCCUUCAUAAUUCCGCUGCUCAUACACACACAUUCAAUAUCAUUGCAUUUCCAUGUUUUAUCCGAAUUCGUGUUUAUCACCACAUUUCUAUUUCCGUCUCCUUCCCUUUUUUGUCUUUUUGAAUCAUAUCGUGUUCGAUAUUUGUUUUCUUCAUUCUUGGUAAAAUAGCUUUUAAUUUAUUUUAUGGUUUAAUAAAGCAAAAAUUAU
This is a messenger RNA of Caenorhabditis elegans, 2330 nucleotides long. It is a transcript of the gene T05A12.3, whose product is annotated as Protein SPT2 homolog. The coding region runs from base 22 to 1989 and encodes 655 amino acids. The transcript has 12 exons. The record is from RefSeq and is marked reviewed. NCBI's taxonomy places the organism in Eukaryota, Metazoa, Nematoda, Chromadorea, Rhabditida, Rhabditidae.